Molecule: messenger RNA, 1005 nt
Organism: Paraglomus brasilianum
Lineage: Eukaryota; Fungi; Glomeromycota; Glomeromycetes; Paraglomerales; Paraglomeraceae
Source: the annotation of a GenBank genome assembly
AUGAGAGUAACUAAUGACGACGGUACGAUUGACAAUGCCGUAACCGACUUGUUGGACACGCCACUUCCCGACGGUAGACAGCUUGUUAAUUGUAUGUCCACCGCAUUAGUGCUUCUGCGCGAAUGUGAGCAGGUGACGCCUGAUGACGAUGCUAUUAAACAAAAUAUCGAAAGCGUCAAAAGAGAAAAGACAAACUUUCAAGACUUGUGCCACAAGUCUUUAAGGCAUAGCAUGAAAUUGGCUGACCAUGCUGAUGAUGCUGCAAUAUACUUUCAAUGUAUAUUGGAAUUGGAAGGUGGUUGUCCCCAAAGCUUUCUGGAGGCAUUCAGUAAUCUACUUGAAAAUGCUCAGUCGUUACGAAGCGAAGCCGAAGAGCUGAAAAUGGGAUACAAAUCGAUUAUCGAAAAACUUCAAGAGACCAAACAAAACCUGGAGGAAUGUCAGGAACAGUUGGAGUUUUGUAAAAAGUUGGUCAAUGAAUCAAGCCGUUCUCUGACCGAACAGUUGGCAGAGGCAAAUAAACAGAAGGAGAAGAUGCGGGAGAAUGUGAAUACAUUUUUUGAAAAUGUCAUGUUCUGUAUUGCACCUGUGAUGAGGUGGGAAAUGUUAAUAGCUUUGCCUCUAGUAAAACCAUAUAUUCUCAAACUUGUGGAUGCGUUCACGAACGGAGACGCAGUGAAAAUAAAAAAGCUGUUAGAACCGAUUCACUCGGGCAUAAAUCGCCUCAGCAAGGAUCAGAACGAUCUCAAGUUACUUAUUGUUAAUAUCUGCAAUAUAAACUACCAGAUCCAAAUGUUUGAAACUUUCUGGUCGGCUCAAGUGAUGGCGUUGGAAGAAAUCAUUUGCAGAUUUCAACGGCUUCCGCAGACAUCGCAAACCUUGCAGCUGUUCCCACCAACUGUCACUGCACUAAAGAACAAGUAUACAGAAUUAAAAGAGGAUUGUAUGAAAUACAGUAGCAAUUGUCAACUCGUCCUAGAUAAAGAUGCCUUAGCUACAAACUAG